AUGCUGAUUUCCAGUGUCACCGCACUGACUGCGGUCUGUCUGGCCUUGCCACUGGCGAUCGUGUCCGCCAAGAAAUCUGACCUAAAUGGCUGGUACCCGUGCUCGGACAACACGUUUUCCGACAUGGGGAGCUCGACUGGCGGUGUUGCUGAGUGCGCGAUCUACAGAGCACCUUUAUGCUACCCUGGAAUCUGUGAAACCCCGCCAUCGGUGGACUCGACUGUCGAUAUCUUUGUCAAGCAGUUCCCAGCUACGUUCGAAGACCCUGCUAUUGCGACGAAUGUGUGGUUUGUCCAAGGUGGUCCAGGUGACUCGUCGAGCUCACUGGAAUCGACCAUGACCUAUCUACACUAUUUACUCGAAGGAAAAGCUAACAUUAUCACGAUGGACCAUCGUGGUACGGGCCGCAGCACGCUUCUGGACUGUGUGACAGCUCAAGCUACUACUACUGGCUCUCCUUUUGGCAGCGAGAUUGACCCGUCCGAAGUCGCUGCGUGUGCGCAGGAUCUCAAGUACAAGUACGGUGACCUGUCUUCGUUUUCCAUGACGACGGCUGCCACUGACAUUGCGACGUUCAUCUCCGAGUAUACGAACGGCAAAAGCACUAUUGUCUACGGCGUUAGUUACGGAACGGCGCUGGUAGAACGUCUGAUGCACUUGAAGACUCCGACGGUAAUCGGGUAUGUCCUGGACAGUAUUUUGACGACCUCUGCAGCACCAGAUGACAAGUUUCCGUACGUUUCGACCAUCGACCGCAGUGCCGGGGAGGUGGGCGACGCGUUCCUUGAUCUGUGCAUCGACGACGACGAGUGCAGUCGAUACUUUAAGGCUGGCAGUCUUUCUGCUUCCCUACGUCAUCUGGUUGAGAAGUUUGACAAGGAACCGAACUCGACCUGCGCCCAGCUGGUAAGCACACAAGGGGCCCAGACUGGCAACACACCAUCAUCGUCGCUUCGUGGCUCCCUGGGCGGGAUGCUAGCUGAUCCAACGUGGCGAGCGUUCAUUCCACCGUUGAUCUACAGACUGACUCACUGUACGAAAGGAGAUCGCCUCGUCUUGAUGCAACUCUUCGCAAGUCUCGAAUCGUUUGCAUAUACGAGCAGACAGGACAACGCGUAUGCGUCGACUCUUUUAUACGAUCUAAUUGUCUUCUCCGAAUUGUGGGAAACGCCCGCACCGUCUUUUCAAGUGCUGAAGAAACGUACGAAAGACGCGACAAUGUACGCGGGUUUUAACACGGGGACGUACAAGGUGAAUGAGUUGUACUGCGCUUAUUCCAAGGAGAAGUCUCCGACUUGUGACGGACUUGAACUGGACAACAAUGGCUCAAGUGCCAUCAUCUACGAGCGCGACCGAUAUUGGAACAAGACUGCCGUCAUUCCAAGGCAUGCCAGUGUGUUGCUAAUGAGUAGCAAACUGGAUCUUCAGACUCCUUACAAGUACGCUGAGGCUUUGUUCGAAGGGCUGGUGGGUUCCAACAAAGAACUAGUUACUUUCGAGUAUGCUACCCAUUGCGCCAUCGUAUCGACCCCGUUUGGCGAGUCCGGAGAAAUUUGCGGAAUGAAUUUGUUGGUGUCGUACGUGAAGAAUCGUGGAAACCUCGAUCGUCUUGACAAGUCGUGCUUGGACAAGAUGCCAGCGCUGAAUUUGACGAUACCGACAGACGUUCGAACGGAAUACUUGGGUACACAGGAUGUGUAUAACGGCAAAACGACAAGAGCUGGAACCCCUCGUUCUACAAAGUAUGACGGUAGCGUUCCCCAUCGAUAG
This is a messenger RNA of Peronospora matthiolae, 1770 nucleotides long. NCBI's taxonomy places the organism in Eukaryota, Oomycota, Peronosporomycetes, Peronosporales, Peronosporaceae. The record is from the annotation of a GenBank genome assembly.